Messenger RNA from Aspergillus puulaauensis, 1407 nucleotides. Its product is annotated as D-arabinose 1-dehydrogenase (NAD(P)(+)) ARA2. The record is from RefSeq and is a predicted model, not a curated record. The transcript has a single exon. The coding region runs from base 1 to 1407 and encodes 468 amino acids. Gene Ontology annotation, biological process: dehydro-D-arabinono-1,4-lactone biosynthetic process. Lineage: Eukaryota; Fungi; Ascomycota; Eurotiomycetes; Eurotiales; Aspergillaceae. Gene Ontology annotation, cellular component: cytosol. Gene Ontology annotation, molecular function: D-arabinose 1-dehydrogenase [NAD(P)+] activity.
AUGACCCGCGACUACUCCCGCCCUCUUCCGUUAUCGGCGGCCCUUCCGCCGCUGGUAAUGGGCACAGCAACAUUCAACUCGCAGUACAACGAAGACCCCUACGCUCUCCCAACAACCGAGCUGGUGCACCGCGCAUUCGCCAGCGGAGUCCGUGCCUUCGAUACCUCCCCGUACUACGGUCCUGCAGAGGAACUCCUCGGCCGCGCCCUAGCCACAGACUUUGUGCAGUCAAACUUUCCCCGGCAAUCAUACCACCUCCUCACAAAGGUCGGACGGAUCGCAGGCUCCUCAUUCGACUAUUCCCCGGCGUGGGUUAGGAAGAGCAUUGCCCGGAGUCUCCGCCGCCUUCACACGGAGUACCUGGACGUUGUAUACUGCCACGAUGUCGAGUUCGUUUCACCGCAGGAAGUACUAGAGGCAGUCCGCGAAUUGCGCCGGAUCCGGGAUACACAAGGGACAGUCCGCUAUGUUGGUAUCUCGGGAUACCCAGUGGACGUGCUAUGCGAUCUCGCAGAGUUGGUUCUCCGUGAGACCGGCGAGCCGCUCGACGUCGUCAUGUCCUACGCCAACUUCACUUUACAGAACACACGGCUCCUAACGCAGGGUCUCCCGCGACUCGUAGCAGCUGGCGUCGAUGUUAUCCCCAAUGCCUCGCCCCUUGGAAUGGGUCUACUGCGCCGAAAGGGUGUCCCAAUUGGAAGCAUGGGUGAUUUCCACCCCGCCCCAGACGGGCUCCGAACAGCCAUCCACAACGCAUCCGAGUUCGCCGACUCAGAAGGAGAAAAGAUUGAAGUGAUUGCAAUCCGCUUCGCUCUUGAAUCUUGGCUUCGCGAUGGCGCAAAGGGUGGUGCUCUCGGCCCACCACUCGCCCGCAGCCCGGAUGCAGACCCAGGCUUCAUAUCCGUCGCGAGCAUGGGCACCGGUGAGCGACUAGGCGUGAGCGUUAUGGGAGUUAGCAACAUCGACGAGUUAAAUGAGACUCUCCGUGUCUGGCACAGUAUCGUCGACGGACUAGAAAAUAAGGACGAUAACGACGAGUAUUUUGAAACCCAAGCUGCGGCCGUCCCUUCCGCACCCAGUGCGCCGGCCAUCCUCACCCCGUCGGACGGUAUCAUCACAGACCGCGUGUGGUCGUGCGAGAGGCGCAGUCGGAUUUUAUACCUUGCGAACCAGGUCCAAUCUAUCCUUUCGCCAACUUGGGUAGACUACACAUGGCCCAGUCCAGAUCCAGGCUUCGUCAAUACUUUACCCGCCGACCACCUUGCUUCUCUGAAUGACACCACAAAAUCGGCCGGCAUACCUGGCCAAACCGUACAAAACGACGUACCUACGCAAGAUGCUAUGAUGACACCCCCGUUGGAAGCACAAGAGUCAAUGAUACCCGUGGACACUGUCCCAUCUUUAUGA